Messenger RNA from Trachymyrmex septentrionalis, 1067 nucleotides. RefSeq names its product neuromodulin. The record is from RefSeq and is a predicted model, not a curated record. The coding region runs from base 272 to 622 and encodes 116 amino acids. NCBI's taxonomy places the organism in Eukaryota, Metazoa, Arthropoda, Insecta, Hymenoptera, Formicidae. Gene Ontology annotation, molecular function: calmodulin binding. The transcript is spliced from 3 exons.
GCACGACGUCGCAAUAACGUCAUCGGGCGUCGCGACGACGACGACGCCGUCGUUGUCGCCGCCACUCGCUACGACACGCGUGCAAGCAUCACUGCGAUCAGUCGCAGCAACCGUUUUCUUCUUUUCUUUCUUUCGUAGUGAUCAUCGUAUAUAUCAUCGUUUCCAAACGUGUCUUUGUCACGCUCGCUAAUAGUCGCGAGCGAUCUGCUACCGCAACUUUGUCACGUACGUCCAAUAUCUUUGAAAGACUUCGAAGGAGGACGCCGACGCGAUGAAGGCUAACACGGCGGCGACGAAGAUCCAGGCCAAUUUCCGCGGAUACCGCGUGCGCAAGCAGCUGAAGGAAUCCACGCAGCGCCGUCGUCAACAACAGCAGAAUCAGCAGGACCAGAAGCGGAACCAGCAGCAACAGCAGGAACACAUGAAGCCGAAGGAGCAUUUGCUGAAGAGACAGAGCACUCAGGAGGCGCUCGAAGAGAAAUCGGCGACGAAGAUCCAGGCGGGCAUUCGCGGUUUCCUGGUGCGAAAAAGACAGCAGGCCGUUCAAGCCGCGGCAACGAGGAUCCAAGCCGGCUUCCGUGGCUUCAGGACGCGGAAACUGCUGAAGCAAAAUGGCCAAUAAGCUGUCCCUUCCUGGUGUGAGAGACGACGUGGGACGUUGACGUGUGCAAGAGCAUUUUGCGGAUUUCUUUGUAACUUGGACAAGACCUGCAAUUGGAUCGGAGGCGAGAAAGGAAAUGACAAUUUCAAUUAAGUUGAUUACAUUGUACUCUUUUGAGACACUCCAUUUGUCUUUGAACUGUAACUUUGUUAAUCCUGUUGAAAACUAUCUCGAGAAUUGAUCGAUAAUUAACGGAAUUGCUUUACGACAAUAUUUAUCAUUGUUCUUAUUUUCUUAUUUCGAUUUUUUCCAUGAUGACUUUCAUAUGAGAACGAUGGCAAUAAAUAAUAAUGUCGAAGAAAGAAGUAAUGAUCGAAGAUAUCGCGCCUUGAAGGAAAGCGGUUGAGAUAUAUAUAUAUAUGUAUGUAUGAUAGAAAUUAGUUAAAUAAUUAUAUAAAUCUUUUAA